Molecule: messenger RNA, 666 nt
Organism: Mesorhabditis spiculigera
Lineage: Eukaryota; Metazoa; Nematoda; Chromadorea; Rhabditida; Rhabditidae
Source: the annotation of a GenBank genome assembly
AUGAAGGCCCAUUCCGAUGCAAUCGACAUGGCCAACGAUUGGAAGCUGCUCAACAUUUUCAUUGGCGGAAAUGAUAUUUGUGCGUUGUGCAGACGCCCGGACUACGCCCCUGCGAACUGUGUCGCUGAAAUCCGGGAAGCAAUACAGUACAUACAAGACAACGUGCCGCGGGUAAUCGUGAACUUGAUGUCAAUGCUUCACCUUGAACUCCUUCGCCAGGUCGACACCGGAAAUAUGUUCUGUUUGGCAUUGCAUACAGAUGAAUGCGGCUGUGAACAGAACAAGAACUUCACCGAUGCGAUGAUCUCGGCCGCUUGUACAGAAUAUCAACAGCUAGAGACAAAACUACAGGAUGACGGCAUCUUUGAGAAAGACGAUUUCACAUAUGUCGUCCAGCCAUUCGCCAAUGAGAUUAUCCACCCGCCUAGCUAUCCGAACGGCACUGUGGAUUCGGACUUCUUCUGCCCCGACUGCUUCCACUUUUCUCAAUAUGGCCAUGCCGUCACAGCUACAUGGGUUUGGAGGAACAUGCUCGAGCCGGUAGGCAAAAAGACGACCAAGGGCAAUCUCUCCGUGCCGGCUCUACCGCUGGCCUGUCCGGAUCCGAAAUGCCCCUUCAUCCGGACCACCAAGAAUUCGGCCGACUGCUCAAAAUAUAUGACGGAG